This is a messenger RNA of Rubroshorea leprosula, 1728 nucleotides long. NCBI's taxonomy places the organism in Eukaryota, Viridiplantae, Streptophyta, Magnoliopsida, Malvales, Dipterocarpaceae. The record is from the annotation of a GenBank genome assembly.
CUCUCGUUCUCUCUGUCAAACUUCUUAAAAACCAUAAAACCAGACUGACUUUUGAUGGAAGGAGCAGCCGCUGGCUAAAAAGGCCAUUUUUUGACGCUUAAUCUCGUCAGAAAAGCCUAUCACUCUGUAGGUUGCAGGCUGUAUUUAAACGGAAAUGGAGAGUUCAAUGAAUAUGAAAAGCUCUGGUGAUGUUAAUGGCUCUGAGGAUUCACAUUUUCAGGCAUGGUGAAUGCAGUUGAGCAAGAGGCAGCUGAUAAGAUUGCUCAGAAAGAAUUGGAGCUUACAAAAUUGAGGGAAAAAAUGCCGCUUUACCGUGUUGAUUCUGAUGAAAACGAAUCCUUGGUGUCUUAUGAUCCAAAAUAUGAAUCUUUGUGGACGGAGAUUUCAAGUUUGCGUCAGGAACUGGAUGCCAUUUCGAAACAUCUAUCCAAUCAUGAAGUUGGGCAGUUGAGUCCUCAUGGGUCCUUGGAUUUUGAUGAGGAGUUGAGCAGUAGUAAGAGAAUAGAUCAUUUGCAGCGCAAAGUUUCAGGGAAUCUUGUUUCAACAUCAACUUCUCUUAGGCAGGGAAAUGGCAAGCAUGAAGAGUCUGUAAUAACCGUUCCUGAAAAUGUGGAUGCUGCACAACUAAAGCACUUGUCAAGGGAAGAGUUGGUGAGUUAUUUUAAGAAUGAGAUGGCAAAAAUGAAGAGAAACCAUGACUACAAAGUACAAGAGAUGACUGAAGAUUAUUACAGCCUCAAGAGGGAAUUCUUGAUGUUGAAGGAGAAGGAUCCUUCUUUACCAUUGAGGAAGGAUAGGGAUUUUGAUAUCUUGAGAAAAAAGAUCCCUGAAGUCAUUUUGAAGUUGGACAACAUUCUUGUCCCAAAUGAAAAAUUACCUGCAUUCAGUAAUAACGCUGAUGCUCUUGACUGCUCGAGGGACAGAUUAGAAUCUCUUCUUUUAGAAAACUGCCGACUGAGAGACUUAGUUAGAGAUGCUGCAUGCAAUGCUCCUUGCAUGAAAUGUGAACUUGAAGAUUUGGAUUUGGCAUCUAUUGUUGAGGAACAAGUGUAUGCAAUCAUGUUCAAAGAAGCUAGGGAGAAACUCGGUGCCCUAAAUAUGAAAGAAAGGGUGCUGAAAUUAGAAAAUGAAAAGUUAAAGCUAGAUAUCCUCAUUCUGGAAGCAUCUCUUGAUGGAAAAGAGAAGUUACUGCAGGAAUCAGCUUGUGAUUUGGAAAAGGAGAAGAAUCGAUUUGAGUUGGUUACUCUAGAACUUCAUAAGUUAAGGUAUCAGAUCAACCAGCAGCAAAUAUUAAUUUCAAAGUGCAAUGAAGAAUCAAAUUUUAUGAUGGGUGAUUUGCUUGAGGCAUUGGAGAAAAUUGAACGUGAUAAGGUGCAGCUUUACGAAUUAAAUCAAAAGUUUGCGCAAACCAUGAAGGAAUUAAGAGAAAGCAACGAUGAAAGAGGAAGGCUUCUUGCUAUUACCCAGGAUCAGCAGAAUGCUUUGUCAUUGGUUGAAACAAGGGAAAGGGAAAACAGAAAGCAAAUGGAAUCUGUAAUCACUCUUGUUCAUUGUCUGUCAAAGGCAAUUUCUAAUAUUGAAUAUGGGAUAGCAGGGGAUCUUAAAACGGAGUAAUUUCUGGUAGUUACGUAUCAAUGUUACUCUAUUGGGUUUCUAUCAUUCUAUGGAUGGUAAAGUUUAAAAUGUUAUCAAGUGGUUCUUAAUAGUGAUUAAAAUUUAAAAUAUUAU